AUAAGGAGAAGGAUCGCACACCGCCACCCUCGGCGCGUCCUUGCCGCGGGGAGGUCCAAGUCUUUGCCGCCUCCCGCUGCCGCGGCCUCCUACUGUCGCCCAUCACGAGGGUACAAUCCCAAUUGCGGAGGAGGCGCGCCUCUGUGCCGCAA
Ostreobium quekettii is the source of this 152-nucleotide messenger RNA. The record is from the annotation of a GenBank genome assembly. NCBI's taxonomy places the organism in Eukaryota, Viridiplantae, Chlorophyta, Ulvophyceae, Bryopsidales, Ostreobiaceae.